This is a messenger RNA of Pangasianodon hypophthalmus (striped catfish), 1580 nucleotides long. It is a transcript of the gene lyar, whose product is annotated as Ly1 antibody reactive homolog (mouse). The coding region runs from base 459 to 1463 and encodes 334 amino acids. Lineage: Eukaryota; Metazoa; Chordata; Actinopteri; Siluriformes; Pangasiidae. The transcript is spliced from 8 exons. Gene Ontology annotation, molecular function: DNA binding. The record is from RefSeq and is a predicted model, not a curated record. Gene Ontology annotation, biological process: rRNA processing; negative regulation of transcription by RNA polymerase II. Gene Ontology annotation, cellular component: nucleolus.
AGAAAUAGUCCAACACACAGCUUUCAAAUGUAUCCGUAAAUUUAGUUUAUGUAAUAAAUAUGUUUUCGGCAUCUUUCAUAAAAAUUUAACUCGUGUUAUUUUAUAUAGUAUUGGAGAAUUCAAAUACUUCUACGGCGGAACCGUAGGUAGGUUGGUGUUCCUGCACGGAAGGUAAAUAGCGAUGCAUUGCGCUGCCGGCGUGGUUUUGAAAUCUUGAGUGAGAGUGAUCUUAAGUGAUUAUUUUUUGUUUUUAAUUUUAAAUACUUAAAAGCAGUUCUAGUGUGAGUGAAUGUGUGAAAGGAGAUAAAGUCUGGCCAGUUUUACAGUAAUCAAUGAGACAGUAGUGGUGAGGUGUGUUUGCAUAAGUGAGUGUGUAUGAGUGAGUGAGUGAGUGAGUAAGUAAGUGAGUGUGUGUGUGUGAGAGAGAGAGAGAGAGAGAGAGAGUUUGCUCAUCCACGAUGGUGUUUUUCACUUGUAACGCGUGUGGAGAGUCUCUGAAGAAAGCCCAGAUCCAAAAACACACCUCUAUGUGCAGGGGAUGCCAGGUUCUGUCCUGCAUUGACUGUGGAAAAGACUUCUGGGGAGAAGACUAUAAGAGCCAUGUGAAGUGCAUCAGCGAGGAUCAGAAAUAUGGAGGGAAGAACUAUGAGGCCAAAGCAAAUAAAGGAGAUGUGAAACAGCAACAGUGGAUUCAGAGAGUCCAGGCGGUGCUAGAUAAGCCAGGUGUGAGUGCGCGACUACGCUCGGUGCUGCAGCAGGUCUCCACCUAUGACAACGUCCCACGCAAGAAAGCCAAGUUUCAGAACUGGAUAAAGAACAGUCUGAAGAUUUAUGACUCCAAUCUGCAGGAUCAGGUUUGGGAGAUCUUCUCCUCUUCUGAAAAUCUAGCCAACGAAGCCAAACAGCCUGAACAGGCAUCGCCGCCAACAACAGCUGUGCAGGAAGAACAAGCGAAACCCGAGGAGAAGAAAAAGAACAAGAGAGAGAGAAAAGAGGAGCGACAGAAGAAGAGUAAAAAGAAGCGAACGGAGUACGAGCAGAAUGGAGAGAAUGGUGUAGAAGAGCCACAGAAGAAGAAAAAGAGGAAGCGGGCAGCAGAGGAGUGUGGCGAGGAUGGAGAGAGCGUGGAGAGAAAGACAUCAAAGAAAAUGAAGAAAAGGAAAGAGGAGGAGUGUGAAGAGAGCCAAAACCUGGAGGAAGUAGAGAACGAACAGGAAGCGCAAGAGGAGUCCAACACUAAAGGGAAGUUUAACUGGAAGGGAACAAUAAAGGCGGUUCUCCGUCAGGCACCAGAAGAAGGCAUUGCACUCAAGAAGCUCCGCAAAAAGGUUUUAUCAGCAUAUUACUCCUUCAGCGCAGAAGACAAUCAUAAAUCAGAGGAGGAGCUGUAUUCUCUGUUCAACAAGAAGAUGAAAAACCCCAAGUUUCAAAUCCUGAAAGAUAAAGUCAGACUUGUUAAAUAAUGUUCCUUUUCUUUGUACUUUUGUUUCGACCAGAAGAGACAUCUCAUCUAUCAUGAAUCCUGUUUUAUGUCCCAUCCGUGUGUAUUUUUCUUAAAAUAAAUGUUCUUCAUGAACAGA